Molecule: messenger RNA, 1785 nt
Organism: Phytophthora sojae
Lineage: Eukaryota; Oomycota; Peronosporomycetes; Peronosporales; Peronosporaceae
Exons: 2
Coding region: 1-1785 (594 amino acids)
Biological process (GO): fatty acid beta-oxidation using acyl-CoA oxidase; lipid homeostasis
Cellular component (GO): peroxisome
Molecular function (GO): fatty acid binding; acyl-CoA oxidase activity; FAD binding
Source: RefSeq, a predicted model, not a curated record
AUGGCCGUGGAGCUCAAGGACCUGGCGCCGCUGCUGCUCAAGAAGGAGCGCGCCAAUGGGGACAUCGACCCGGCCGUGCUCACCGACGUCCUGCGCGACGGCAAAGCCGCCAACGACCGGCGCAAGCAGCUGGUCAAGGUCAUCGAGGACCAUCCCGUGCUCUCGGACCGCGACAUGAUGUUCCGCAACCACACGCAGCGCUACGAGUUCGGGUUGAAGAAGGCCUUCCACUACGUCAAGCUGCUGCAAGAAGGCGGCUACACGGACCCCGUGGACCAGCAGAUCCUGUACAAGGCGUUGGCCGAGCCGCUGGGCUUCGACGUGCACCGAGCCAUCCGCAAGUGGUGGCCCGGCGGUCUGGGCAAGACGGCCAACCACGCCAUCGUGCACGCGCGGCUGUUCCUGGACGGGAAGGACGUGGGCGUGCAGGCGUUCCUGGUGCAGCUCCGGUCGCUGGAGGACCACCAGCCUCUGCCGGGCAUUGAGGUCGGCGACAUUGGGCCCAAGGUUGGAUUCAAUGCCAUCGACAACGGCUACUGCGCGUUCCACAAGAUCCGUACCCCCCGUGAGAACAUGAUGAUGCGGUACGCCAAGGUGCUGCCUGAUGGGACUUUUGUAAAGCCCAAGAGCGACAAGCUGGUGUACUUGACGAUGGUGCAGGUUCGAGCGUACAUGAUCAAGACUGCAGGUCUACAGCUGGGGGCAGCUAGCACUAUCUGCACUCGAUUCAGUGCCGCUCGUAUCCAGGGGCGUACUCCGGACAACAAGGGCGAGUUCCAGGUGCUGGACUAUCAGAACCAGCAGCACAAACUGUUCCCGCUCAUCGCAAUCUCGUACGCCGCGCACUUUGCCGGUACGUCUCUGGUGGAGAUGCACGACUCUGCCGUUGAUAUAAUCAAGAGCGGUGGGUCUUCAUUCGGAGCCAAACUGGCAGAGCUCCACGCUGUGUCCUCUGGUCUGAAGGCCUGGCUGGCAGAGCGAGUGAGCGACGGCGUUGAGACGUGCCGUCGCUUAUGUGGGGGCCACGGCUUCACUCAGUCGAGCAAUCUGGCCCACCUAUUCGCCGAAAUUGUCGGCGCGAAUACGUACGAAGGCACGUUCGACGUGCUGGUGCAGCAGCACGCCCGUUACCUGCUGAAGACGCUUGGUUCGCUCCCUGUUAGCGAGAACUCCACCAAGUUCCUGAACCAGGUCAAGCAGUACAGUGAUACCAAGCUGCGCUGCAAGGCCCAGACCUCUGAGGACUUUGGCGAUCUGGACCUGCUGCUGGAAGCCUUCCAAACGCGCGCAGCACGCAUCGUCCUCGCACUGGCUAACCAGAUGAAGGCCGCGAAAAACGACGGCAAUGCCUGCAUGGUGUUCAUGACUCGUGCCUCGACUGCUCACGCGGAGCUCAUUCUACUGGAGGCGUUCAUCCGUGGAGUGAAGAAUCUCCCGCCUGGAGCUGAGAAGAACUCGCUGACUCAACUGUGCUCGCUCUUCGGUGUCUGGCUGAUCACCAACUCGCUGGGAGACUUCCGCCAGUUGGACUACAUCUCCUCCCACCAGGUUGACCUUGUUCGCGAACAGAUCGUGCGUCUACUGCCGGUCAUCCGCAAGAACUGCGUACUGUUGACGGACGCUUGGGACUUCAGCGAUUUCGAGCUGAACUCCACUAUCGGUCGUUAUGAUGGCGACAUCUACCGCGCGUUGGUGAAGCGCGCUGCGGACGAGCCGCUGAACAAGACGCAGGUGCCUGAGGGUUACGAGAAGUACUUGAAGCCGCUGAUUCAAUCCGAUCUGUAG